AUGGCGCACGCCGCCGGCGGAGCUACCUUCUCCGAGUCCGCGGCGGUAGACUCCAUCACGCAGCGGCUGCGCAGCGGGCUCGCCUGGCGAUCUAUGCUGCUGCAGCAGGUUGGAGUGAACCGGUACUGCACCUACGACCCCAGCACAGAGACCGCGGUGACGACGAUGUACGAAACCGGUGGCUCCUCCCUGGGCAGCCAGGCGGAGCAUCUCCAGUCGGGCGAGGACAUAGACUGCACGUACGGAGUCUCGUCCUGCAACGAAGCGGUGCUGACUCGAAGUCAUGAGCGGUACCAUGGGGAGGCUGCGAUACCGUCCGCCUUUACCUUCUUUCAGGAGGACGGCACUGUGAUACGUUAUGUCGACGACUUCAUAAUUUAUUCCCCAGCGUGCGAUAAGAUAACGCCGCUAGACCACUUGUCCCGUUUCGGCAUGGGGCUCUGGUUGAUGGGGAAGCUAAAACUGGUGAACAGUCUCUACACCGCCAGCGAGUUGAGCGCGCUGAUGCAUCCGACACUCAACGAAGACCUUUCGUCCCACGACUCGUCGCGUGGCCGGCAGCGCCGCAAGUGCAAGGUAAUAGGCGUGCGUGCCCGCAUCCUGGACUUCUUUAUCGACUACGGGUGCAAGCCGUCCGAUGUGCCCGCGUUAUACGUCAUAAGUGAGCACGAUGUAUACUAUCGGCUGGACAAGCCGGCGCAGCGCUACGUCAACUACUAUGUAUCAUUCAUGCUCUACUACAACCUCUCGACGCGCAUCACCAAGGAAUACCAGCGCGACCGCAACCGCAGGCUUCACGAUAUAAUGGCGGAGAUAAUGGCAGAGGGCGGUUCGGCCCUUACCACCUGGAACGAGGCCAUGCAUGUGCAGGGGUUAACGGAGGCGGACCUUAUCAAGGUUAUAGAGAUGAUAUACAGGGACUGCCUCCAUGUGCAUCUCUUCCAAAGCCGCAAUAAAGAGAGCAGUUAUGAGCAGACGCAGGAAAUGAACGCCCCCUCCAGCAUAGGAAGUAUCAAUUCCCUGCAAGCUUAUCCACCACUCGAUGCGCGCGACCUUUAUGCUGGACUCGAUGCGCCGUACACCAUGUUGGGUGCUUCUAAGGUUAUGGGAAACAGUAUGCUCGUUUCGGAUAUCAACAUGGAGCCAGCCGGGCUAGGCACCAUGUAUGCGCCACCCGACCUCGCAGCAGCUAACACUGGCGCAAACACUAUUGGAUUGCUGUUGUGCGACCUAAUGGCGGUGUUGAAGGAACAUCGGCCGUUCGUCUUCUUCGACCAGAGUUUCGUGGUGCCCGAGUUCAUGAGCACCGCACGUCUCACAGAGAAGUAUCUAUCCACCUUCCAGCAGCUUUAUGAUGAUCCCGAAAUGUUACAACAAAAGAGGCAAAGGAAUAUGCCUAUUCCAGCCCGGCCACCUUUGGUGGAUACGAAGGCGCUCAUCGCUACUUCCGAAGUGGUACGAGCGCACAAAAUGCCAAAGAUAGGGCCGCAACCUAAGUCGGCUAAGGCGAGCAAAACACACAAGGACGGUUCCGCUACGAGGGUGUAUAGGGAAAGCAAAGCAAGCAAAACUGCCGCGGCUAUGGACGCUAUAAAGGUUGUAGUACAAGCGCCGCCUCCAGUAGAGAUCAAAAGCAAGGUCUCGGGGCGCAUCAUAAAGCGCAACUCGAAGCUGGCGGAUUCUGAAGAAGUGCAGCUGAUUGUGCACGAGGAACCGAAACCCGUCGUUAAGCGGUCUGUAGCGGCGCCGGAGCCUGAUGAAGCGAUGCGACAUCGUCAACAGAUGUUGAUUGACACAGAGAAGCAGUGCAACGCACUUGCUUUGCCGGAUGACUUCGCGUACACGUGCUACAACACGUCGAGCGACGUUUCAGGCGACGAAGCCGGCAGACAACCGCUGGCGUUGCUCAAUGAUUGCUGCGUUGAACUGAAUGAUGCGAGGUAUUACCCACGCGAUAUCCCUCUCCGUCUACUCAGGUUCUACGGCGCGGAUGACAUUUUGGAUAUAGCGAACGUGUGUCGACAGUUCUCGGCGUCACCCUCCACUGCUCAGCCGAUGCUGCCCAGGUUCACUUUCGCCGAGCUCGAAAAGAGUCUGCUCUACACCACCAGCGUCGACGUGUACAAGCCCAUAGAGCCUUCCACGUUCCGUUUUGAACCACCCCAAUGUCUCUGCAGCUUGGUUGCAAAGGACCAGGACUGGUUACCCAAAUUCCAGAGGCUAGAUAAGAGGGUAAAUGACCUGUAUGUCGGGCUUAUGCGUUCCCUGAACGACUUCAGCCGCUAUGAGAGUUACGAGUAUAAGGUGCGGAUGAUGCGGCUACUCUCACCUCUGUCGGACAAGAAGAAGGACGCGCAGGAACGCGACAUAAAGGCGAGCAUGCCCGACUAUGAUACGCUGUCUUAUUUCAUAUCUACUCACGGCGGCUGCCUCUACCGCGGGCGGUUCAGGCACAUAAUACCGGAGCCUGAACACCCGAUUCCAUACAUAAACACUGCGCGGUGGAACAGAAGGUUUAAAAAGGUCGAGCGGUUGCUGGCGGCAACUAAGUCUUACGUUUACACCAAUGUGGAUUACGAGUAUCUACCGGAAGGCGUUGUGAUAUCAUUAAAUUCGCGUUUAGAAGGCGUACCCAUGGAUCUGCUAUCCAGCCAUUGCCGGGAAGGAGCCGAUUACCGAGUGAUAUACCCCUCAGAUGUUUUCGAGGUGUUGCCGACCUUCUCUAAAAAAAUGCUGGUCUGGCAAACGGAGGUUUUACCGGAGGCACGAGAGCGUUCGGACCUGAUCAAUGCGCUGAAUGACCGGUUGAGGGCUUCAUCUCUGGCUCUUUUCACUGUGGAUCCAGUGACGCCGAACAAAACGGAGCCCGUGUUGGGAUUCGGUUUCAAGGAGUCAAUUAGCUUGUUGAGUGCGAAGGUCGCGCUGAAUCCAAUGAUGUUGACGGAGUUCACUUGGCCGUGUCUAUUGCGGCUCUAUCUAUUCUACGCAGUUUACUCGUGCCGUCGUAGGUAUCUGUACAGGCUAAACUCUAGGAGUUUCGGAGAUGCGCGGUCUACCGCCAUGGAAGACGACGACGAAGACGAAGAAGACGAUGAACCCAUCGAUAAAGAGGCCCCCGAAGGUACCAAGGGCGAAUCUACGACAGCUAAAUCAAACGCGUCGCUGCAGGCAACUAACAAUUCCGAGGAUGAUGUGGACGAUGAAGAGGAAGAAGAUGAGGCAGAAGGAGAGGGAGAGGCGGAAGCAGAGGAGGGGACUCGCGUUGGUCGCCGUCGUGGCUUAGGAGCGCAGCGGUAUUCUCCGUACUAUGAAUUCGAGAUUCAGUGGUACCCAGAUAUCAAUAGAGUUAAGCAUAUGUUCAAAGGCACAGUGUCAAUCGAAGCGGUGAAAGUCAUAUUGGAAAAAUUGCGUGUCUGCAGCAUUUUUGAACUUGAGGUGCGCGACAGGCUGACACUGUUGCGGUGGAUGGGUGAGCUGCUGGCUUAUAGCCCAGACGCCAAGCGCUUCAUCGACCAAAGGAACGAUGAGUUUUUCAGCUUGAAGGCAGCACUGGUCAAGAGUGACGUUACGCAGGCGCCAAACGUGGCAGCUUCAGCUGAUGGAAAGGCUGAGGACGUGGAUAGGUCGCCAGAUUAUGAAACGAUGGCACUAACAAAUAACGUCGGCGCUGCAGUCAAAUCCGAAAAGGGCGGUGCGCUCAUCACAGCUGAAGGAAAAGUGGGUGUCAAAAGGAGGGGUAGGUACAAAACGAAGAAGAAUACGGAAGCUGCAUCAUCACAGCAACUAUCUAACGCAAAAUCUCACCCGGACGUAAAAACUGAAUCCGAAAAUGUGUCAAACCUAUCUUCGAACGUUCAAGUAAAAUUGGAAUCUAACGAUGUCGAUGGUGUGGCCAUAAAGGAAGAGCCUGGAGCGAUAGCACCUGGUAAACACGCUUCUGCGGGCGAUGUAAAGUUAGAGGGCGAUACGCAAAAUCCUGAGGGCGGUGUUACAAACAAUUCCAGAGAAAACGAUUCGGCUGUUGCCCUGGUGGCUACCAUUGAUACGGUGAAACGGAAGAAGCCCAAGGAGAUAAUGAAGGAGCUGGCCGAAUUGGAAGAACGAUACGUGCAGCGUAACGUGCAUCUGGGUCGUGAUAGGUUCUACAAUGAUUACUACUAUUUCGGCGGGGAUCUGGGAUGCCGCAUUUUUGUGCGCACUCUGCCGUCCGCCAGGUUUACAGCUCAACGAACCUCAAUUCGGUCAAAGCAACGACGCGGCGCUUCGUUUGGUCCUGAAAAGUUCAAAUUUAGGAUUGCGGAUUAUGCCAAGCAACUGAUGGAGGACCGUAUUUUUGCUGUCGACGCUGGGACCGGUAAGAACAAGCGGAAAGCUGCGGAAGAAAGCUCAACGUCUGAGCCUCAGGACGACAACAAAAAGGCACCCGAUGAUUCCAACACGGCGCCUAAUCCGCAGGAAGCCUCUAGCGAUCCGAAGAACGUGGGCGAAGUAAAAGAGGAGGUCGGCACACAGAUGAUCAAACGGCGAAAACCGAAAGGUCGGAAACCCAAAAUGGCUAAACCUAGGCUGAGACGCAGCCGUGAAUUCUUCGAAAGACAGCCAACAAGUUUCGAUACUGUAAUUGACUACCUGAACUACCUAACAACCAUCCCGCCUCGUCUCUCUUGGGGGGUUAUGGAUACCCCUUGGGACAUCCGAAUGUUCAUUGACCGGUUAUCUCCGCUCACCAGCAACGAGAGGGGGUUGCAAGCAAAGUUGAUACAGCUCGAACCGGAGUUUAACAACCUGUCGUUGCAACCAAACGGCUCCGUAGAGGCGUGGCGUGCGCCAACCCCCUACGGCCAUCUACUCAUAUCGCUUAGUCAAGGUGUGAAAUCCUUUUCGUCGCGCAUUAUCGAGAUGUCAAGUACAACGUUGUUACGCUAUGGUAUCAUGAAAUCCGAGUCGCCGUCUCACAACGAUCUGAUGAUGCAUGUUAAGAGCGAAGGAGAUACACGCAGGGGCAAAGCGACCGAUGCGGCAGUUGGUGGCCAGCCGUGUAAUGUUUGUGCCAGUAAUGGGCGUAACUUAUGCGGCACAAACCCCGCAGAGAUGAUCAGCGUCGAGAACAAUCGCCUAGCGCAGCUCAUCGACAGUAUGACGUUGGACUCGCUGAAAUGUUGCUGUGGCGACCUUGCAACGGUUGCUUCGGGCAUGGCACUGAUCUUGCAAUUGGUUGUUCUCUGCGAAUCCGCCGUAUCGCGAUAUUGCGACUGGCUUCCAUGGAAUGAGAAACGUGCCAUGUGGUUGGACAAAAUGGAUUCAAUGUACCGAGAUGUACAACGCAUAAGUGCACCAGUUACUGCUAACGCAGGAACUGGGACUGUUUCCGCGCGCGAUUGUGCCUGUGCAUCACGGGGCGGCAGCGCUGCCCUAAGUGAUGACGAAAAGCUGCUACUACAGAGUAUCGAGGAAUUGGGUCUGUGGUUCCAGUAUGUGUACGUCUUUAACCAGCCGAGGUUGGAGGCGUUGUCUAAAUACCAGCUGCGCUGGACUUCUGUAUCGGCUAUCGAGAAGCCGACGUUGCUCUGCUCCCACAUCUCCACCAUGUGCCAAGGUUCUGUGGUCUAUAUGUUCGGGGGGUACAGGGAGUGGCUGUUGUCGCUGAACGAAAACAAGCUCUUCCCACGCGAAUUGCUCGCUGACAUGGUGAAGGAUUACGGCAGUGUGCCAACCGAACCUAACACGGCCUCUCUGCUCAAGGCGCUGCCUUCCAUGGAACCGGUGGUGCCCAAGGAGACGCUGGAGGUUCAUGUGGAGUCUGUGUGGUUGUUUGAAGUGCCUGAAUGCGGUCGCUUUGCGCGACUUGUUGUACGCAGUGUGGGAUAUGAGAAAUACGACCAGGAGGCAAAUCCCACUUGUGAUUCCGUCGUCGAGGGGCGACUUGUACCAUACUUGCAAUCUGUUUACGCCUCUGCAGCUGAACAAGGUAAUGAUUAUGGGUUAGAUAAGGCAGUGGAGGAUGGUGUUGACUACGUGCUCCGAGGAGAAUCCCUCGUAUCAAAGAGGUUCGUAGUGUACGCACCGCUAGACUGCAUUGAAAGGGAGUCCGAAUUCAUGCUACCGCUUACUUUUUUGGCGGGCCACAUGUCACCGGUAUGGCGGAAUUUAAUGAGCUGCAACUGGAGAGGGGCACCUUGUAAGGUACGCAGCAUGUGCUACGGCGCUGCGGACCUGUGGCGCGCAGUGCAGAUUGACGCUGCCGACCAGAGCGAGAUGGUUAAUUUGUGGGAGAUCUCACCGAUGUGA
Babesia bigemina is the source of this 6288-nucleotide messenger RNA. RefSeq lists its product as hypothetical. The coding region runs from base 1 to 6288 and encodes 2095 amino acids. The transcript has a single exon. The record is from RefSeq and is a predicted model, not a curated record. Lineage: Eukaryota; Apicomplexa; Aconoidasida; Piroplasmida; Babesiidae.